UAUGAUUAGUUUCAUUUUCAAAACCUCUCUUGCAUCCUUAUCAUGUUUUGUCCAACUUCAACCCCUUUGCUUUAAUAAUUUAUAUAAACAUAUUCCCUUUCCCACUUCAAACCAACCAACCUAAGAAGAUAGGAGGGUUUGGUUACUUGGGACACAAGAAACAAAAUGAGUCUCAGUUGCCUUACCUGCAGCCAAGUUCUACAAAGAACAGACUCAUUUAGAGAAUUAUUCAAAGAAAAAGAAAAUGAAUAUAGGGGAAAUCGCAAGAAAGUCGAAAGAACUUGGUCCGGGAAUAUCCCUCCACCCAACAAAGAAAUGACCAAAGGUGGGGCUGUGUCCAAGCUUAAGGUGAAUCAUCGUCGCAAUCAUAGUACUGGAAAUAUUCCUUUUUCGGACAUGGCUGAACCGAAAUUGGUGAGGAGUAGUGGAAUGAGAAGAGAUUGGAGUUUUGAGAAUUUGGAUGAACAACAAGACCAAGGUGUGACUUGCCAUUGAGAUGAUUAGAUCAACGAACAUUAUUAUCACAUUGGUUUUUCUGAAUUGUGAUACUUUGA
Molecule: messenger RNA, 554 nt
Organism: Medicago truncatula (barrel medic)
Lineage: Eukaryota; Viridiplantae; Streptophyta; Magnoliopsida; Fabales; Fabaceae
Exons: 1
Coding region: 166-495 (109 amino acids)
Source: RefSeq, a predicted model, not a curated record